AUGAAGGACAUCGGUCCGGGUCCUUCGCGUGCCCGAGAGGCCAGACAGCACCGCAAGCCCGACGGCAAGGAAGGUGCUGCUCCCGCUGCCAACACCCGUGACACCGCCACUGCCGGCGCCGCUGCCAACAACCGGGAGAGGCGCGGUCGGGAGGGUGGAGCACCGAGCAACAGCCGGGAGAGGCGCGAAGGCACCGCCGCCGGCGUCAACUCCGCCCCCAGCGGCAGCAGGGAGCCCAGGGACAACACGAGCAAGGACAGCCGGGAAAGGAGGCCCUACGCUCCCCGUGCCAACAACCCGAGGGAGCCCCGUGCCCCGCGCCCCACUCCCGCUGCAGCUGCCGCGAAGGAGGGCGAGGCCGCUCCUGCCCUCGCUGCAGUGCCGCCCGUCAAAGAGCCUUCGCCAUCGUCGGGUGAUGGCAUCCUCUCCGGCGAGGAGGGCGUUGCUGCCCUCCCGACCCCUACCGGGAUCCAUCCCCAGCCUCCUCGCGGCAACUACAACUCGGCCAACAGGCGACCCUAUCCGGCCAACACCAGGAACCCGCAGAACACCACCAGGCGUUACGGAUACCAGGGCGAGGGAUACUAUGACCCUCGUUACCCGCGUCCCAACAAGCCCGAGUCGCUCAGCGAGACCAUUGUGCGUCAAGUGGAGUUCUACUUCAGCGUGAAUAACCUCUGCCGCGACGUGUACCUGCGCAUGCGCAUGAGCCAGGACGGAUGGGUCCCGCUGCAGAUCAUCUGCAACUUCAACAAGAUGAAGCAGCUCACGACCGACAAGAGGCUCAUCCUGGACACGCUCAAGGCCGCCUCGACCAAGCUGGAGGUCGACGAUGCCAAACAGCGUCUCAGGAUCAAGGGUGACUGGGCCACCUGGGUCUUCCCCAAGGAUGAGGAGACCGGUGGCUAUCUGACGGGCGAGGGGCUCAAGUUUUUGUCAAAGGAAGAGGCCGAGGAGCUGCAGAAGGUCCCCGAGCCGCUUCUGGCAUCGGCGCCCCGCGAGGACACCAAGGCCGGCGACAAGCAGGCCCAGGAGGGCAGCCGUCCCACCACCGAGACCACCGCCUCUUCGGCCAAGGAGGACGACUGGCAGCCGGCCAGCCGCAGACGGAAGACCGGCAGCCUUUUGAGGAGGCCGAUCACCCCGAGGGGCAAGGAGGAGGAAACUGAGGACAUCGACGACUCGGAGAUCUCCAACCUGAUCAUCGUCACCCAGUCGCCGAUGAAGGCCCGCCCGAGGACGCGCAGCAAGCCCGAGGAGGAGGGCGAGCUGCCUCACUCGCACGAGCUGAACCACGACGACAUGAAGAAGAUCAACCACGGUCUCUACCUCUACGAGCAGGAGCUGAGGGGAACGGGUAACUCCGAGGACCAGGAGGAGGACGCCAACGGCCAGCCGAUUCCUCGCCGCCUGUAUGCCAUGACGCCCAAGCGCAAGGAGCAGCGCCGCAGGAGGAGGAAGAGUGUGUUGCAGCGCCGCACCACCACCUCCACCCACGGCAACGGAGCACCCGCCGCGCCUCAGACCACGGGACGCGCUGGAUUGACGUCGUCGCAGGUGUACUCUGUGGGCUACAUCAUCGCCAGCCCCAUGAAGUCGUCCAAGUCGAAGGAGCCCGAAUCCGACGCUGCGGACGCACCGGCGGCGGUGUCGACCGACUCGUCCAACAUCCAGCAUCCCUCGCGCGAGCUACUGAAGAAGAACGGCUUCAUUCAGUACAACUACGACAUGUGGCACGACAACUGUGUCAAGGAGAGGAAGGAUCUGGGCGUCGGUCAGUCGAGCGAAAUGAACACGCUCUACCGCUUCUGGUCCCACUUCCUCCGCUCCAAGUUCAACCAGCGCAUGUACGACGAAAUGAAGGAGCUCGCCCUCGCCGACGCCAAACAGGGCUACAGCUACGGACUCGAGAGGAAGUUCCGUGCGGACAUAUUUAAGGACUUCCAGCAAUUGACCGUGGAAGAUUACAACGCGGGGUCACUUUAUGGAUUGGAGAAAUUUUGGGCCUACCUCACGUACGGCAAGGCCAAGUUGGAGAAGGAGGGCGUGCAUCUGGAGAUCAACCCCGAGAUCCAGACGUGGCUCAGCAGGUACCGCACCCUCAAGGACUUCCGCGAGGGUCCCCAGAACUACGACAACGCCGAGCGUCCUGCCCCUGCGACCCAGCCGGAGGCGGCCGCCAACUGA
Molecule: messenger RNA, 2187 nt
Organism: Acanthamoeba castellanii str. Neff
Lineage: Eukaryota; Discosea; Longamoebia; Acanthamoebidae
Product: La domain containing protein
Exons: 10
Coding region: 1-2187 (728 amino acids)
Biological process (GO): mRNA stabilization
Molecular function (GO): RNA cap binding
Source: RefSeq, a predicted model, not a curated record